Molecule: messenger RNA, 1527 nt
Organism: Aspergillus heteromorphus CBS 117.55
Lineage: Eukaryota; Fungi; Ascomycota; Eurotiomycetes; Eurotiales; Aspergillaceae
Gene: utr2
Product: putative cell wall glucanase (Utr2)
Exons: 4
Coding region: 143-1435 (430 amino acids)
Biological process (GO): fungal-type cell wall organization; carbohydrate metabolic process
Cellular component (GO): fungal-type cell wall
Molecular function (GO): hydrolase activity, hydrolyzing O-glycosyl compounds; glycosyltransferase activity
Source: RefSeq, a predicted model, not a curated record
AACCGUUAUUUUUAUUGUUCCUUGGAACGAUCCCCGGAAUUUGUCCCUCAUUGCACACCUUCCACUCUCAUCCUAAAAGGCACUACCUUGCAUGCUCUCUCUGGCUCGACUUCCGUCUGUUUCUCAGUAAAUUUCCGUCACCAUGGUGCGGUACGCUUCGUCGAUCCUCCUGGCCUCGUUGGCCGCCACUUCCGUCUGGGCUGCUGCGCCCACAUGCACUACCAGCUCCCAGUGCCCCGAAGAGUACCCUUGCUGCUCUCAAUACGGCCAAUGCGGUACAGGUGCUUACUGCCUGGGUGGGUGCGACCCUCUCUUGUCUUACUCUCUUGACUCUUGCGUCGCCGAGCCGGUCUGCGAAAGCCGAACCUACAAGUGGGACAGCCUCGACAACGCAGCGCUGAACACCAAGUACCUCGGAAAUGCCUCUGAAUACGACUGGGUUUACAGCGGCUACCCCAAGCUGGAAGACGGUAACCUCCUCAUCACCAUGCCCAAUAACACCGUGGGCACUCUCUUUGCCAACAACCACUACAUCUGGUACGGCAAGAUCUCCGGAAAGGUUAAGAGCAGCCGUGGCGCGGGUGUGGUUACGGCCUUCAUCCUGAUGUCGGACGUGAAGGACGAGAUCGACUUUGAGUUUGUUGGCUCGGAUCUGGCAAACGUGCAGACCAACUAUUACUGGCAGGGUGUCUUGAACUACGACAACGGUGCCAAGGACGGAGUCAAUGGCAGCGACACCUUCGAUGAUUGGCACGACUACGAGAUCGACUGGACCGAAGACGCUAUCACCUGGUCGGUGGACGGCACAGUGAAGCGCACCCUGACCAAGGAAUCGACCUGGAACGCAACGGCAAACCGCUACCAGUACCCUCAGACCCCGUCAAGAAUGCAGCUGUCACUCUGGCCGGCCGGUCAAGCCAGCAACGCCCCCGGAACUAUUGCGUGGGCUGGUGGUCAGAUCAACUGGGACAGCCAGGACAUCCAGGACAAGGGCUACUACUAUGCGACAUUUGGCGAGAUCACUGUCGAAUGCUACGGUGCCCCGAACAGCACGGUCUCGACUGGUGACCAGUCGUACGUGUUCACCUCCUCCGAUGGGCUUGAGCAGGGCGUUCAGAUCACCAACAACAACACCGUUCUUGCAUCGUUUGGCGCUACUGGUCUAGAUAUGGACCUUGGUGCCGGCGAUUCCUCCAACAGCACGGGGUCCAACAGCACUGUCCCCCAGAACACGGGAGGAGGGUCUGGAAAUGAGCCGGGAUCCAACGGUACUAGCACCGGCAGCGGCAGCAGCAGCACGAGCACUUCGACCGGGUUCAGUCAAGGCGGCGACAGCGACAGCAAGUCGAGUGCGGCCUCGUCCCGGAGCGAGCGUGUCAUGAACGGCUCGUUCUUUGCUGCCCUGGUUGCAGUUGUUGCUUCGGUCACUCUGUAAAGAGAUCCGACACCUCCAUCUUCCCUUCUUGGAUAUUUUUACCAUAUAGCUUGAUUCUCGGCACGACACCGUUCGUUUAUGACUUGGCGUAU